Pezoporus occidentalis (night parrot) is the source of this 771-nucleotide messenger RNA. RefSeq lists its product as uncharacterized. The coding region runs from base 82 to 771 and encodes 229 amino acids. Gene Ontology annotation, molecular function: RNA-DNA hybrid ribonuclease activity; nucleic acid binding. The transcript has a single exon. The record is from RefSeq and is a predicted model, not a curated record. NCBI's taxonomy places the organism in Eukaryota, Metazoa, Chordata, Aves, Psittaciformes, Psittacidae.
UUGCACACAGUGUCUGCGGUACUAGAGGUGAAAAGCGGGCCCUGGCUUUCCCCACAAAGAUUUCUGAAAUAUCAAGCCAUCAUGGUGGAACAAGAUGAUGUAGAGAUGGUAACUAACAUUGUCAACCCAGCUUCUUUCCUCAGUGAAAACGAAGGAAAACUGGUACACCACGAUUGCCUGGAGACUACUGAGGCCACAUAUUCCAGUCAUGUGGAUCUGAAAGUUACCCCUUUAGACAACAUGGAAACCUGGUUUACUGAUGGGAGCAGCUAUGUCAUCAGUGGAAAACAGCAUGGUAGAUAUGCAGUUGCCACCUGCAGAGAGGCAAUAGGGUCUGGACCUUUGCCUAUAAACACCUCUGCACAGCAAGUGGAGCUGAUUGCGCUGACUAGAGCCUUAGAAAUAGUGAAAGGAAAGAAUAUAAACAUCUAUACAGACUCAAGAUAUGCAUUUGGGGUUGUACAUGCACGUGGAGCCAUUUCGAAAGAAAGACAACUGUUGAACUCGCAAGGGAAAAAAAUCAAACAUGCGCAAGAAAUAAUGAGACUGUUGGAAGUGGUCCAACUUCCUGAGAAGGCAGCAAUUAUGCACAUCAAGGCACACCAGAAAGUCAGCUCAGAAUUAGAAGGAAAUGAAUUGGUGGAUAAAGAGGCAAAAGAAGCGGCAAAAGGUGAGAUAACAGUGGAAGGAGCUUUAAUUCCUGCUGGGAAAAUUUCCCUAGAAGGUAAGCCAAAUUCCAACAAAGAUGACCAAAAAUUAAUCACAGACUAA